UUCAAUAUGGACGACGUGGAAUGUUUCCUAAAGUUACAAAACUGAAAGUGUCAAAUCAUAUGUCUUCCUUUCAAAUCUGAAAUUCAAAAACAAUAUACAAUUUUAGUAUAGUAUCUUUUUAGUAUGAGUAAAAAUUUUGAAAUAGCAAAAGAUCUUCAUUCAGAGAAAUCGACAACUGAUUCGGCAACCAGGUCAAAGAUGGGAAGAAAACUACAGAUCGUCCGAUUUCUAGUCAGAAUCUGUGUGGCAGUUGCAGCAAAAUUUUGGAAGUUGUGUAGUUCAGCUUUGCUUAUAUUGUUUUUGGUAUAUUGGUUCACUGGCGCCUUGAUAGCUUUAGGAUUCUUUAUAGUGGCUGUGAUAGGUAUAUUUUUCAAUGCACAGGACAUGUUAUUAUAUUACCCAGAGCAGCCACCAAACUCUAGACUUUAUGUUAUGUUACCAAAUGCCUAUCAAAUGCCAUAUGAAAACCACUUUGUGAAUACUAGUGAUGGAGUUAAAAUCAACUUAGUUUUAGUCAAACAUCCAAAGCCAAACGUUCCGACCAUUAUUUAUUUCCAUGGAAAUGCUGGUAAUGUUGGACACAGGUUGAUGAAUACUCAUGCAUUAUUUGAACAGUGUAAAUACAACAUUUUAUUAGUAGAGUACAGAGGUUAUGGUAAGAGUGAAGGUUCUCCAAGUGAAGGAGGUUUAUACAAAGAUGCAGAGGCAGCUAUGGAUUUUUUAUUAAAAAGGACUGAUAUAGACCGUAACAAAUUAAUAGUUUUUGGACGCUCACUAGGAGGCGCUGUAGCUGUACAUUUAGCAUCACAAUCAUUAUAUGAACGUCAUAUAGCUGUAUUAGUGAUAGAGAAUACAUUUUCAUCGUUACCUGACAUAGCUAGAACAUUAUUUGAUUUUCCAUUUUUAAAAUAUUUACCAGAUAUACUAGUCAAAGCUAAAUACAGAUCUAUAUCUAGGUUACCUACUAUCAAAGUGCCAACAUUAUUUUUAUCAGGUUUAGCUGAUAGUCUUAUACCACCCAGAAUGAUGGAUACUUUACAUACUGUAUCUGGCAGUAAAAAGAAAAGAAUUGUACGAUUCCCUGGAGGAACACAUAAUGAGACUUGGAUGUCUCAAGGAUACUAUCAGGCUAUUAUUAAUUUUGUUAAUGAGGUUUUAAGAACAAGAUCAUUUGAAACAGACACAGAAACUAUGGUUAAUAUGACAACUGUGUAAUGAGCAUCAUUGUUACCAUGACAACCAUGUAAUGAGCAUCAUAGUUACCAUGACAACCAUGUAAUCAUAGGUACCAUGACAACUGUGUAAUGAGCAUCAUUGUUACCAUGACAACCGUGUAAUGAGCAUCAUAGUUACCAUGACAACCGUGAAGAUGGCAGAUAUUGCAAUGAUCAUGGCAACCUUGUAAUAAGAUAUUUUGUUAACUGCCUCAGCACCAAAAGAUAUCAAAAAUAGUGUAUGCAUAACAUUUGUUGCAAUGAUGUCUAAAUGUUGAAAUAUGGAUAAUAUUUUUCACUACAAAUUGAUAAAACUAUAAAUUUGUGAACUAUACUGGAUUAUUGAAUGAAAUGAGGAGCCAAAGUUCCUUGACCUCCAGAAGGUGAAUGAUAGCUCUGCUGUAGGAUUGAAAAUUCAACCACUAAAUUGUUUGGGUUAUCUCCCUUUUGUCAUUUAGAAAAAUUACAUGCAUAUGAAUUAAAGAUGAUAACAAUUACCAAGCCACAUAUUUUAUGUGUUUACAUUUGGAAGGCCUUGAAACACCCUAAGCUUAUAUAAAAAAAAUAUUUAAACAAAAAUUUAUUAUGAAAAUCCAAUACAUUUUUUUUACUUUAAAAAAAAAAUGUCUUCAUUAUUAAACAUAUUUUUGAUUGGAUUUUACAAAUAUCAAAUCAAUAUCUUCAAGCUAUAACUAAUACAAAGUUAGUGUGACAUUUUGGGGUUUCUGUUCACACUUAUAACAAGAGUAUGUGAAGUUGGGAUUUUGCACUAUAACAUAUUUGGAUUUAAAAUUAGAAAGAUCAUAUCAUAGAGAACAAACAUUUGUACUAAAUUUCAAGAUGAUUGGACUUCAACUUCAUCAAAAACUACCUAGACCAAAAACUUUAACCUAAACUUCGCAAUAUCAUUUUCUAUGUUCAGUGGACCGUGAAAUUGGGGUAAAAACUUUAAUUUGGCAUAAACAUUAGAAAGAUCAUAUCAUGGGGAACAUGUGUACUAAGUUUCAAGUUGAUUGGACUGAAUGUCAAAUUUUUCUAUAUAGGCUUGUGUGCAAACUUCGGGAAAAACCAUGAAAUUAUAAAUACACGAACAUGCAAGUUGAUGAAGUUGAAGACAAAUUAACUUGAAACUUAGUACACAUGUUCCUUGUGAUAUGAUCUUUCUAAUUUAAAUGCCAAAUUAGAUUUUUGUCCCAAUUUCACAGUCCACUGAACAUAGAAAAUGAUAGUGUGAGUGGGGCAUCCAUGUACUAUGGACACAUUCUUAUUCUUAAUGUUAAGUCUAUCCCUAUCUGUUAUGAGUCAAGUUUUGAUGUUUCCUAUCAUAUCAUUCAAUAAUGAUGCAGUGCAUUGUUGGUAAAUCUUAAUUCUAUAUUUGUUAAUUAUUUGUUGUUAUUUAAUACCAUAUUGUAUAUGAAGAUAGUAUUUAUAAAUAAAUAAAAUUGUGAUU
Mytilus trossulus (common blue mussel) is the source of this 2664-nucleotide messenger RNA. RefSeq names its product protein ABHD13-like. The record is from RefSeq and is a predicted model, not a curated record. Gene Ontology annotation, molecular function: palmitoyl-(protein) hydrolase activity. Bases 124 to 1215 code for a protein of 363 amino acids. Gene Ontology annotation, cellular component: membrane. The transcript is spliced from 7 exons. NCBI's taxonomy places the organism in Eukaryota, Metazoa, Mollusca, Bivalvia, Mytilida, Mytilidae.